Molecule: messenger RNA, 1830 nt
Organism: Purpureocillium lilacinum
Lineage: Eukaryota; Fungi; Ascomycota; Sordariomycetes; Hypocreales; Ophiocordycipitaceae
Biological process (GO): magnesium ion transport
Cellular component (GO): membrane
Molecular function (GO): magnesium ion transmembrane transporter activity
Source: RefSeq, a predicted model, not a curated record
AUGGACGAGCUCCAGCUCGGCAUGGACCUGGUCGCCAGGAACGGGGUCGCCGUCGGCGGUGCUGGCGAGCGCCCCUCAUACUACAAGGCCAUCGGGAUAGGCCUCGCCGUCGGCUCCGGCCUCUUCAUCGGAACCUCGUUUGUCCUCAAAAAGGUUGGCCUGCUCCGCGCCAACGAAAAGUACAAUGAGGUGGCCGGCGAGGGCUACGGCUACCUCAAGAACGCCUUUUGGUGGUCCGGCAUGACCCUCAUGAUCCUCGGCGAGAUCCUCAACUUUGUCGCCUACGCCUUCACCGACGCCAUCCUCGUCACGCCCCUCGGCGCCCUCUCCGUCGUCAUCACCACCAUCCUCUCCGCCAUCUUCCUCAAGGAGCGCCUGAGCAUGGUCGGCAAGGUCUCGUGCUUCCUGUGCAUCGUCGGCUCCGUCGUCAUCGUCAUGAAUGCGCCACAAGAGUCGUCCGUCAAGAACAUCCAAGAGAUGCAGGCCCUCUUCAUCACCCCCUGGUUCCUCUCCUAUGCCGGCGUCAUCAUCGCCGGCUCUGUCGCCACCGCCCUGUUCGCCGGGCCCCGCUGGGGAAACAGAAACAUGCUCGUGUACAUCUCGAUAUGCAGCUGGAUCGGGGGCCUCAGCGUCGUGUCCACCCAGGGCCUUGGCGCCGCCAUCAUUGCCUGGAUCGGAGGCGACCCUCAGUACAAGCACUGGUUCCUCUGGGUGCUCUUCGUCUUUGUCAUCGGCACGCUGCUCACCGAAAUCAUCUUUCUCAAUAAAGCCCUCAACAUCUUCAACGCCGCCGUCGUCACCCCCACCUACUACGUCUACUUCACCAGCACCACCAUCAUCACGUCUACCAUUCUCUUCAAGGGGUUCAAGGGAACGCCGACGUCCAUCGUCACCGUCGUCAUGGGCUUCCUGACCAUUUGCUCCGGCGUCGUGCUCUUGCAGCUGUCCAAGUCGGCCAAGGACGUGCCCGACGCUGCCGUCUUCACGGGCGAUUUGGAUCAGAUCCACACCAUCGCCGAGCAGGAACAGCCCGAGACGGAGCCCAAGGCAGACGCGAUCCGCGGGACGGCGGCCAUUGUGCGGCGCAUCUCGCAGGCCCGCCAGCGCAUGGAGGCGGCGGAGCUCAAGCGCCUGCACGAGGAGAAGAUGGCCGAAUCCAUGGCCCCCAUCAACGAAAACGAGCCGCCUCAGUAUGAGUGGGAUGGACUGAGGAGGCGGCGCACGGUAGCCUCGAGCAUGCGCGCGCGCUCGGCGACCUCUCCGCCCCCGGUGACGCCGCCGCCGCCUCGCAGCCCGCACCUACCCCUGGGCAUGUCACGGCUGCCCACGGCCGAAGAGGAGGAGGAAUUCGCAGCGCAACAGCGGGCUGGCUUCUCCCCAGGCAUCCUGGGCGUCUUCCGUGGCCGAUCACGCACGGACGCCACGAGAGUACUGUAUGCCGAUGGCCACCACGACGGCCACGAUGACCACGACGACCACGACGACGCACACUACGGCGAUCGCCAUGGGGGCCCAGCGCAGGCGCAGAGCCCCAUGCACCCGGUCCCGCUGACGGAAAUCAUUGUACCGCGCUACCACUCGGACGAUGUCGUCCCGGCGUCGCACGCACGCCACAGGGACCACUUCCUGGAGAACCAGGACACCGAGUACCACGGCGCGAAGGGAGUCGGCGCUCAGAGCCUGGCGCCCACGCCGCCGCCGCACUCGGCCAGGCGUCAGUUCUCUUUCCAGCGGGUCUUUCGGCGCCACACGGAGCCGACCGAGGAGGAGCGAAUGGGGCUGGUCAAGGACAAGGAAGGGGAGGGAGACGGGCCACCGGCGUACAUAUAA